CCUGUGAGCUGAUUGGUCGGUAGUGAUUUUGACGCGGGAAAGCUUCAGCGCGAAUUAACAAUUAUCCCCUGAAAGCUAUCUUCUGUAGGUACAAUUCACAAACCUUUGGGGUUGUUUUUAGUUGGCAAAUAAAAAUGUUUUACUACCCAAAUGUUCUCCAACGCCAUACUGGGUGUUUUUCCACAAUUUGGUUAGCAGCCACCGGAGGUAUCCGGGUCACUCGCAGGGAGCUUCUCCGAGUCAAUGUCAAGCGGACGUGCAACGACAUCUUGGACUAUGUUCUGGGACAAGUUCCUCCUCUCCAGCCCAACCAGCCCAGGCCUCGCUUCUCCCUCUACUUGUCGUCUCAGCUGCAGUAUGGCGUGGUCAUCAUCUACCACAAGCAGUGUGGCUUUUUGCUCGAGGAGGUUCAGCAAACACUCGAACGUUGGCUUCGCUCUAAAAGACACAUACAGAUCGACCUGGCUGAAUCUGACAGGAUGGCUCUGGAUGUUCCUGACGGCCUGAACAUGAUGGAAGAAGCUGAGGGAGCUCAGGACCCCUUCUUUGGUCUGAUGGCACCCCACCAGCUGCCCAGCCCCUAUAAAACAGUCCUGGUGGGGUUAGAGGUUGAAGGUUUGGGUUUGGGUUUGCAGCACUCUGUGGUGCCCAGCCCCAACAUCAAACCCAACGCAGGUUUCAGCUCGCCUCCGGCUGCCAUCACGCUAACAGAGAAGGAGCAGUUUGUCAUCAGCACUGCUGAGGAUUUUGAGGGAGCGGACCUUCCUGAAGUCACAGCCAGAGAAAUUCAGCUGUUGAUGGAUCAACCUGAUCACUUCAGAAGAGUGGAGGAGGAGGAGACUGAGGAGAAGACCAGGGAUCGAACGCUCUCUUCCUUUGGCAACCAGCCGAAGGAGACGACGCUCGGACCAGAGCAGGACAGCAUGCGGCUCCUGGAAGAGGAGACGGGGGAGCCUGUGGAGGUUCCUCUGGCAGCCGUGGCCCCUGAGAUGACACCGGAGCACGUCGCGAUGCCUUCGGAGAUUGUCGGAGACAGAGCUACAGAGAGCCUCUGUGAGGAGAUGGUGGAUCCUCCUCUGAGGAAGCACAGCAGGCGACGCCGGCGCCAGCUGGUCUUUGUGGACCCUGAGGUCCAGAUCUCAGACGAAGCCAUGCAGAAGCAGAUUGAAGAUCCACAGACCGAAACUCUGAAUAUGAUGGAGGUGUUGCUGGACGUCCCCGCACUGACCAAGAGGGCCUCUCCCGCUCAGCUCUUCAACGCCCCCUGUGGAUCUCUCCUCCACCCCAGUCUCCUGUCGCUAUGGAAACAGCAGGCCUCGACCCCCGUCCUGAGUGAGAGCGGGGCGUUGCACAGAGCAGAAGAGUCAGAGCAGGACAUGGAAAUUCUGCGGAUGGAAAAGAAGCGGAGGCACUCGCGCAUGAAGGAGAUGAGCAGCGUAUCGGGACUUGAAACCACGGAGGGUUCAUCUGUGUUAGAUGUGAUGCUGGACAUGUCCAAAGAAGAUCGGUCUGGAAGCGAUGUGAUGACUCCUGUCAGCAGAUGGUCUCCACACGAGGACGUCCAGCCACCGAUGGAGUCUAUAGCCGAGGAAAACAUGGAGAUACCCGAGGCCCAGACUGACACAGAGAACAUGUUGAGCUGGAUCACCUCCACCCUGCAGAGACUCGGUGAGGUCACCUUUGACUCUUUGCUGCCCCCAGAGGCUGACCGCUUUACUGCAGCUCACACUCUUGACAAACUGCUGGAGCUGCUGUCAGAUAAACAAGUGACUGCCUGCCAGACUGAGCCCUACAGAAGCAUCACCAUCAGUCUGAAUCAGUCUCGCUAGAAAAUUUCAUGUUUUAUCUUUUCACUUUUUUAUUAACAAGAGAUAAUCUGUUGCAGCAGUUUGUGCUUUGUAUACACUUUUUAAAAAUAGAAUGAAAUUAGCCAUUUCAGUUUUUAAUGUGUUCAUAUGUUUUAAUAAAAAUGUGUUGUUGGUGUUACAUAUUGUUUGUUUUCAAGCUUUUUAAAAGAUUUUAGUGUAU
Girardinichthys multiradiatus is the source of this 2028-nucleotide messenger RNA. RefSeq names its product REC8 meiotic recombination protein b (gene rec8b). The transcript is spliced from 18 exons. Gene Ontology annotation, biological process: replication-born double-strand break repair via sister chromatid exchange; synaptonemal complex assembly; mitotic sister chromatid cohesion. The record is from RefSeq and is a predicted model, not a curated record. The coding region runs from base 135 to 1829 and encodes 564 amino acids. Gene Ontology annotation, cellular component: synaptonemal complex; cohesin complex. NCBI's taxonomy places the organism in Eukaryota, Metazoa, Chordata, Actinopteri, Cyprinodontiformes, Goodeidae. Gene Ontology annotation, molecular function: protein binding; chromatin binding.